Messenger RNA from Adineta steineri, 624 nucleotides. The record is from the annotation of a GenBank genome assembly. Lineage: Eukaryota; Metazoa; Rotifera; Eurotatoria; Adinetida; Adinetidae.
AUGAAAAAUCUAUUUCGAUCACGUCUUCCCUUACCAUUAACUGUAGCUCAGAUAACUAGAUUAUCAAUACAAUCUAGAUUAGCAUUAGAAGAAAUCGAAGACUGGUAUGAUCGUUUCGUUGUUUGUUAUCCUUAUGGUUAUAUUUCAUUUAAAGAAUUUCAGAUUUAUUUAAAACAAUUAAAUAUUUAUAAUGGACAUGAACAAUAUCAAAUAUCAAAACUGAUUAUUAAACAAAUGUUUUAUAUUUUAAAUAAAAAUCAAAGUAAAAAAUUAAAUUUUGAAGAAUUCUUUCAAUUUAAUUUAUUAAUUAAUCAAGAAUCCGAAGAAAAUAAACUUAAAUUUAUUUUCAAAUUAUAUGAUAGACAAACAAAGAUUUAUUAUAAUCAAAAAGAAAUUCAAAGUAUUCUAAUACAUUUGUUUAAUUUAUUGAAUAUUUCUCGAGGAUCACACGAAAUAAUUCAAAUAAUCGAUACUAUUUUAAUUCAUCUACAUUUAAAUAAUCAAAAUAUAAAAAUCUGUUGGAAUACAUUUUGUAAGACUGUUCUUAAUAAACCAUUUUUAUUCAAAUUAUUAUUAUCAUCAAAUAAUGACAACUUUGAUGAAAUAUUGGUAACACGUUUAUAA